AUGCAUCUGUCUCUCGAGGCCAUUACACGCCUCUUCCCAUUUUACCUCACUAGAAACAAAAAUUACUGGAAGAAUCAAAAUGUUGAGUCCGAAAGCUUGUCUCUCGUGUUUGGUCCAAUUCAACGAAUGCGUAAGCCGAUCUGCUUGAUUGAUCAAGAACGAUGUCAGAAGAUGGGACGAGUAUGCGGUAUUUACGAAGGAGGGAAGCCAACGCUGAUGGUGGCGGAUCCAGACCUGCUGAAGCAGGUUCUGGUCAAGGAAUUUCCAUCACUGCCAAAUAGACGGGAUCACCAAAUUGAAGAUCCGUUUCUCACUAACAUAAUGACGCUUGCACCUGUUGAACGCUGGAGGAAAAUACGCCAGCUUUCUACGCCUGCAUUUUCAACUGCAAAGCUGAAAAAGAUGAACGACCUAAUUCAAGACUGCGCAAGAGUUAGUGCUAAGCACCUCGCAAACGCAGCAGAAGAAGAAAAGGAACUAGACGUCAAACAGUUUUACGGACACUUCGCCCUGGACAUGAUUGCGAGAUGUGCGUUCGGCACGACGCUCGACUCCUACACGGACGCCACGAACGAGUUUGUUACGCAAGCGAGGAUAGCCUUCGCCGCCAACAUCACUCCACUGCACAUGAUCAAUGUGCUGCUAGCCAACUUUUUCAAGAGUAGAAAACCGAAAACUUUCAACGAAGGGGCUUUCCUCUACUUCAAGAGCAUCUGCCAACGCAUCAUGAAACAAAGAGCAGAAACAAAUGAGAGAAAAGAAGACUUCCUCCAACUAAUGAUUGAAGCACGCGAGGGCCGCCUAUCCCAAUGCGGCGACUGCACAGAUGAACCGGGGAACGGCUUGAAUGACGAUGGUGCAGAAACCAUGUUGAAGGGCACGACGAACGACAAAGCGAUGUACAAGAAUCAGUUCGAAUAUCUGCCAGGUCUUGCGGCCUCCACGGCAGCCCCGUCCAGGAAGCGCGCAGGCUCUUACUGCGACAGGGAGGACAAUGAUGUCUACUCACUGAGAGUGACAGCUUUGACCGAGGACGAAGCCCUGGCCCAGUGCGUGCUGUUCUUCGUGGGCGGCCAGGAGACCACCGCGUCGAUGGUGGCAUUCGCUGCGCACCUGCUCGCCGUGCACCCCGAGGUGCAGGACAAACUGAGGCGGGAAGUGGACGCAUGCAUUGCGGCGAACGGAAGUGAGCCCAGCAUGGACGCGGUGGCGAAGCUCAAGUACCUACAUUGCGUCGUCUCCGAGACGCUGCGACUCUACCCAACAGCCCCAAGGCUUGAGCGGUCGGCGGUCGAAGACUGCGUGCUCGGCGAAACGGGAAUCAAGAUUCGCAAGGGCGGAAUGGUCACCGUGCCUCUCUACGCGCUGCAUCGAGACCCAGAAUUCUUCCCAGAGCCGGACACUUUCAAGCCCGAGAGGUUCAGCGAAGAAAACGUAGCCUCCAUCAUGCCUUACACGUACCUUCCUUUCGGAGCUGGACCCAGAAACUGUAUCGGGAUGCGACUCGGGCUCCACGCGAUCAAGGUCGCCUUGCUGCACUCCGUUCACAAAGUGCGGUUUGUUCGGGCGGAAAAAACACAGGUCCCACUGAAAAUGGCAACCGUGUUCGGAGCCGUCACUGCCGAAGAUAUGACAUGUAGCAAUUCGAAAGAGGAUGCCAUCAAUUGCAUAGUGACGAGAAAGCGAAAAAUCGGGCAGCCAUGAUGUCAGAAAAGAUCUGUGUCCCAUUCUAUUUUCUGUGUGCUCGAAGACCACUAAAACUAUGUUAUCACACUUUCUAUUUUGCCGGUACAGAUGCGCGGGGCUUGUACGACACACUUGUUCCUUUAAAAGAGAAAGUGUGUGCACAUGCGCUUUCCCGAAUUUGAAUGAAAAGUUUAUUGAAACUUCCAAUGGUAUUCUUUGCAUAGAAAUACACAUGAUCAUUUGUGUAGAUUACCUUUAGUAACCAAAAGAGUUAUUAUUCCGAAAUUGCACCGCGGCACUUGUAGAAUACCGAAGGAGGAGCGAGGCGUUCAAAGCCACAAACACUAAAAAUGUCGAAGUAGUCAAUAAGCGCCAAUAUGGUAUAGUUCUCCCUUGGUCAGCCAACUGUACCCAGUGCAGGCAGCAGUUGUUCCUGCAUUUAUUUGCCUGGUGCACUUCAGGUGCAACAAGCACCUUCACAAUAAAAUACUCUAUACAUGAAAAUUGAAAAUAAACGCGGUCGCCGCAUGCUUGACCAAACCGCUGUACGACUUACGCUUGCUUGCCUGUUUUCACGCAGGCGUCUACAAUGCACGCACUUCUGGUAAGCUUUUCUGCUUCUAGAUCGCCCUUACUAUGGCUACGCCCUGCCAGCAGAACCAUAUUUCACAUGCUUCAUCUUUUUCGUCGCAUCGACUGGCGAAGUGACAGAGCCUGAACUCGUAUCACGUCCUGCUUCUAGUUCACUGCCGCUUACUAAUAAGCGAACGGAAUAAGCACUGCAGAAAGGCGACGACGUCGAUAAGCGAAUGCCGUGCAAAUGAAUCUUUUCGGUGCCGAGACACGCCAGCGGGAAGAGGAACGCGUUCACGCGUUCGCGCCUCAAGCUAGAAACCCUGCCUCUUAGUUUCCAGAAGUGCUCUGCUGUGGUGUAAGAAUGACCACAGGCGUACUAGUUACCGUAAUACAAAGGCACUGUUUCUGCCCUUAAAUGAUCACGCUUGAAAAGAGUGAAUAAAGAGUACCAGUGUUUAUUA
Molecule: messenger RNA, 2723 nt
Organism: Rhipicephalus microplus (southern cattle tick)
Lineage: Eukaryota; Metazoa; Arthropoda; Arachnida; Ixodida; Ixodidae
Product: cytochrome P450 3A24
Molecular function (GO): oxidoreductase activity, acting on paired donors, with incorporation or reduction of molecular oxygen; iron ion binding; heme binding
Source: RefSeq, a predicted model, not a curated record